AUGCGUGUUGAACAUAAGGAGGGCAUGCUGACCACCGAAUCGAUGCGAGGUGAUCUGUGGCUGUUUGCCUUUUCUGUGGUUUGCAUCAAUGAGGCUACGGCCUUUGGUGAUGGACAUUUUGUUCCUGUAGCUGCGUCGAACGCCGACGCCGUUGCUGGUCGUGGUCCCAACCACCGCCUCACCUUCUUCACCGUCGCUUACGCCAGCCCUCCUCGAUCUGAUCUCGGCCCCCAUGUGGCGGUUGCAAUGCUCUUGGUCGCGGCCAAGAGAGCCAUCCAUGACUUCGGGGUCGACAGUUAA
Messenger RNA from Metarhizium robertsii ARSEF 23, 300 nucleotides. Its product is annotated as cyclin-dependent kinase. The transcript has a single exon. Bases 1 to 300 code for a protein of 99 amino acids. NCBI's taxonomy places the organism in Eukaryota, Fungi, Ascomycota, Sordariomycetes, Hypocreales, Clavicipitaceae. The record is from RefSeq and is a predicted model, not a curated record.